Centropristis striata (black sea bass) is the source of this 2617-nucleotide messenger RNA. RefSeq names its product cadherin 27 (gene cdh27). Gene Ontology annotation, molecular function: cadherin binding; calcium ion binding. Gene Ontology annotation, biological process: homophilic cell-cell adhesion; cell-cell junction assembly; calcium-dependent cell-cell adhesion. NCBI's taxonomy places the organism in Eukaryota, Metazoa, Chordata, Actinopteri, Perciformes, Serranidae. Gene Ontology annotation, cellular component: plasma membrane; catenin complex; adherens junction. The record is from RefSeq and is a predicted model, not a curated record. The transcript is spliced from 16 exons. The coding region runs from base 87 to 2564 and encodes 825 amino acids.
UGCAGCAUGUUUAAAGCAAGUUCAUUUUUAAGUGUGACAUAAUUGAUGAGCUCCCGCCUCAGACAAACAUUCCUACUUUGCAUACUAUGGCUUUCUUUAUGAAGAAGCUGCAUUUCAGGUUUGGUUGGCUGCUUGACUUUCAGGUUUAUUGCUUGUCAAGUGCAACAUGCUCAGAGCUGUUGAACCGUCACAGAAGGCAUUGGAUCAUUGACUCCUUCGCUGUUGAGGAGGGGCAUCCAGGGCCGUUCCCCUAUGAGCUGGGCCAGAUAAAAGUUGAGCGGGACUAUCUAGUUGGCUUUGAGCUCUAUGGGGAAGGAGUGGAUAAGGAGCCAAAGGGAGUUUUGUCCAUUGAUAAAGAUUCUGGCAUCGUGUUCGUCCACAAGGCUUUGGACUACGAGGAGAAGCAAGUGCUUAGGCUGAAAUUUGAGGCUAAAAAUCCAAAUUUAUCAACCGACACCAGAUUAGGGGUUGAGAUUUCUAUAUUGGAUAUCAAUGACAACCCACCACGCUUUCUGAGGGAUCUGUAUGAAAUCAGCGUUGACGAGGAAGCCACUCAAGGCUCCCAUCUCCUGACUGUAGUAGCUUUUGAUAGAGACCAGAGAGGAACACCAAACUCAACAUUUCACUAUGAAAUUAAGUCUGUUUCUCCAAGCACUCCAGGCAUCGAAUUCUUCAUUGAAGAGUCUGGUGUAAUCUCAUUCAAAGGAUGUUUGGAUCAUGAGGUGGCCGAAAGGUUCACUAUGGUGGUGGAGGCCAAGGACCAUGGUGAUGUAGUCAGUCUGUCCAGUUCAACCACUGUUGUUAUUCGUGUCGAGGAUGGCAACAACCAUGUCCCAACCAUCAGCGGGACAACAGGCUCUGGCAGAGUUAAAGAAGAUGAAACUGGGACGUCUCCUCUGCGGCUGCAUGUGACAGACAAAGACACCCAAAACAGCCCAGCAUGGAGAGCCAGAUACACCAUUCAUGGUGACGAGGGAGGGCACUUUAAAAUACAAACUGACCCAGACACCAAUGACGGAAUCCUGACAGUCGUAAAACCUUUAGACUUCGAGGAGGACGCACAGAGGGAGCUGACCAUCUCAGUGGAAAACGAGAUGCCAUAUUUCUCCUGUGAAGUGAAGGAGAGCACGUCCUCAGGCCUCUGGAAAGUUGACACCAGUAAAGCUGAUAAUCAUCAGUCUCACUCUUUAAAAGUCACCAUCGAAGUUGAGGAUGUCAACGAUUCCCCGGUGUUCAGUGUGACUGUUAAAGAGGCUGUGCUGGAGGAGAACGCACCCAUUGGAACCUGGAUAGAGAAAGUGACUGCUGUGGAUCCUGACUCCAGUCACGCAAAAGAUUUUGUGUACAAGGUAGGAAAUGAUCCUGCUGGCUGGAUGACAGUGGAUCCUCAAACAGGAGACAUUACAACAGUCAAGACAGUAGACAGAGAAUCUCCUCAUGUGGUUAACGGUGUCUACACCAUCUUACUGCAUGCAGUGGAUGAAGGUGAGCCACCAUUAACAGGCACGGCCACACUGAACCUCCAUGUGGUUGACCAGAACGACAACGUGCCUAAACCAUCAGUGGACUAUGUGGAUGUGUGUGUGUCUGACAGCCCCACAACCACCAACGUCACAGCCUUUGACCUGGAUGAAAAUCCCUUUGGAGGACCUUUCACAUUUCAACUUCUAGGAGAUGUCAAUGGAAAAUGGACACUGAAUCCCUCAUAUGGAUAUGCAGCUGGCCUGGUGACGCAGCCCAGUGUGUAUGCUGGCCCACACACAAUUACUAUCAAGAUCUCUGACAUGCAGGGAGAGUUUGGUGUUUACAACCUCAGUGUCACCGCGUGCGACUGCUCUGUGACACACCAUUGCAGAGGUCGCCGUGGCACUGCCACAAUAGCACCCUCUGGUGCCCUAGGCAUAGUGUUUGCCUCACUGUUUUUACUCCUGUUUCUGGUACUGAUGGCAGUGGUCGUGACCUGCAAAAAAGAGUUCACCACUUUGCCGACCAGUAAUUCCUCCGGAGAAACCCUCCUCCCAUCAAACACUGAGGAACCAGGGACAGACUGCAAGGUGCCUGACUGUGUCCUGGCAGUGUCCACUGAUAAGAUACACCAAGACCCAUCUGACUGGCAUGAUGGAAUGCAACACAACUUUUCAACAAAGGGCGUGGAGCAAAACUUUAUCUACAAACACUUUGGAGAUUACAGAGAGCAACAUGUUUCCUAUCUAUUCAAUGAGAACUGGAACGAGACUUGGAAUUCUCUAAUAACCAGAGGCAACUACCACAACCACCACCAGAUUGAGAACAUGAACACAAUGAAUUUCAACAAAAGCAGCUCAUGCUAUGUGACAGAUGCAGCUCUCCUAGCUCUGCUUCAUCAGAGGCUCUCCUCCCUCCAGGAGACAGAAGAAGAUCUGCUGGUCUAUGAACCUCAAAUCUACGCAGAUGAGGGCAACCCUUACUCCCUUGCAGAGUUGGAUAGCAUAGACAUUCUUGAUGGGUAUUCAUUCCAGAAAGCAUUGGAAGACCUGGGCCCCAAGUUCAGAGAACUGGCCUCUAUUUGCAAUCCACCGCAGUAAGAAGUAUUCAGAAUUGUGUAUAGGAAAAAAGUGUAAUUUUAAAUUGAUCGUUU